AAAGAAAACCCUGGAAAAACCCCCAACCAAGAAUCCAGUCACAGUACGCUGCGUGCUUACUGCUGUCUCCCUCAGUACAGCAAGUGAAAAUGGUGUUAGGGCUUAGGGAAUCCACGGCGAGAGUCGGCGACGGUGCCGGUCAACCUAUUCUCGACACGGAAGGCGGAGAGGAGCUUAUGCAAGUCCAGCCUUCUGUUUCCAUUGCGCUUGGCAAUCGAGCUCCUGAGUCUCCCGGCACUCUCUACAUCACCACCAAGCAAGUGGUGUGGUUGAGCGACGUGGACAAGACGAAGGGCUAUGCAGUUGAUUUCUUGUCUAUCUCGCUUCACGCCGUUUCGAGGGAUCCAGAGGCUUACUCUUCUCCUUGUAUUUACACUCAGAUUGAGACAGAAGAUGGUGAAGAUGAGUCUGAUGGCUCAGAUUCAGAAAAUCAUGAGGUUCUAGAUUUAUCCAAGGUCACAGAGAUGAGACUUAUUCCUUCAGAUGCUGGACAAUUGGAUACUCUGUUUCAGAUGUUCUCUGAGUGUGCUGAGCUGAAUCCUGAUCCAAUUGAAGAAGAUGAAGAAGGACAUGGUUGGGUUUUUAGUGCUGAUCAGUUGGAAGAUGAGGCUAGAGAGACUGAAGAUUCUGGAUGGGAAUUCUCUCACAAUUUAGUGAACUCGAUUGGUCAUUCAAAUGGCGAUCAUGACCUAGCUCAUACAGUGCUUCAGCUCCAGAUUAAUGAUCAACGCUUUGAGGAUGCAGAAGAGAUGGAACAUGCUAGCGACAGUGCUCAUCAGUGAGUUAUGUAUGCUUGUUUUUGGUUUAACCCAUUCACUAGAAGUUUGUAGUUUGGCAGAGUAAACUAAAUGCAACUUGCUUUAACAACCUUCACCCCAAGCAUUUCUAUGUAUACUUUUUGACUGGAUUGCACUCUUGCUGUUAUUUUAUAUCCUUUUUAUUUUCAUUCUCACAUUCCUGUAUCAGAUUUGGAUAACAUGUAAGACAAUCAGGCAGCCUUGUAAAAGAUGGGUGACCUUUUACUUUAGAUCACACAGAGGGGACCCAUCUAUUUGUUGA
Rubroshorea leprosula is the source of this 1059-nucleotide messenger RNA. NCBI's taxonomy places the organism in Eukaryota, Viridiplantae, Streptophyta, Magnoliopsida, Malvales, Dipterocarpaceae. The record is from the annotation of a GenBank genome assembly.